AUGGCUGAAAUCGUUGUCACUGCCGUCAUAACUGUGCUCUGUGAGAAGCUGAUCGCCGGAGACUUGAUGAAGCUGGCUCAAUUGGAAGGACUCGACUCUAAGCUGAACAAAUGGAAGAAAACCUUGCCCCUGAUCCAAGCUGUGCUUGCUGAUGCAAGUGAGAAGCAGAUAACAAAGUCAGCUGUUCGAUUGUGGGUGAACAAUCUCCAAGAUUUGGCUUACGACAUAGAUGACGUACUCGAUGAAUUGACCACCGAAGCUCUGCGACGCAAGCUGAAUCAAGAAUCUUAUGCCAGCACCAGCACUAGUAAGCUAUUCAAAUUCGUCCCAACUUGUUGUACUGAUUUUACACCUCGCAACAUUAUGUAUGGUCAACAUAUGAGUUCAAAGGUCGAUGACAUCACUACCAAACUGAAUGAUAUUGUUGAGGUGAAAAAUGGUCUGGGUUUAAAUGUGUAUGUGAACGUUGAUAGCUCAAAUAGAACAGAGAGACGCUGGGAGAAAACAUCAGGUGCUGAUGAGUCGGAAGUCAUGGGUCGGGAAGGGGAUAAAUAUGUAUUGUUAGGGAAGUUGUUGGGGAGUGAUGAAAAAGUGAAGAUAGUUUCGAUAGUUGGUAUGGGUGGGAUUGGCAAAACCACUCUUGCCAAAGCUUUGUAUAAUGACGAUAAAGUGAAAGAUCAGUUUGAACUAAGGUCAUGGGUUUGUGUUUCGGAAGAGUUCAAUGUACUUAAUAUUAGCAAGGCUAUAUUUCAAAAAGUAAAUGGGAAAAACAAAGAUUUUGCUGAUCUAAAUCUGCUCCAUGAGGCACUUAGGGAAAAACUUCAAAAGAUAAGGUUCCUACUUGUUCUAGAUGAUGUUUGGAAUGAAGAGGAGAGUAAGUGGGAACUUCUCAAAAACCCUCUUGUAGGGGCACCUGGAAGUAAAAUUAUGGUCACAACCAGGAAUACUAGGGUCGCAUCAGUGAUGGACUCUGAUGAAGUUUACCAUCUGGAUGUUUUGUCAAAUAAAGAUGCUAUGUCUUUGUUUGCACAACAUGCACUUGGUGAAAAAAGCUUUGACAAAUACCCAUUACUUAAAUUACAUGGUGAAGGUAUCAUAAAGAAAUGUGGUGGAUUGCCUUUAGCUUUGAAAACACUUGGGAGGGUCUUGAAGGGAAAUAGAAAUGAGGAUAAAUGGGAGAAGUUGUUGAAAAGCGAGAUAUGGGAUAUACAAGAUGGAAAAGAGAUUCUUCCGGCUCUAAGACUAAGCUACUAUCAUCUCCCUACACAUUUGAAGCAGCCAUUUGCAUACUGCUCCUCAUAUCCGAAGGAUUAUGUUUUUAAAAAGAAAGAAUUAGUCCUACUGUGGAUGGCACAAGGAUUUUUAUCCCAGUCACAAAGCAAUAAUACAUCAAUGGAGAGUUUAGGUCAUGAGUAUUUUGAAGAGCUACAAUCAAGGUCAUUUUUUCAACAAUCACCGAAUGACAAAUUAGGAUAUAUGAUGCACGACCUAGUAAAUGACUUGGCCACAAGUGUCGCAGGAGAGUUUUUCUUUAGAUUAGAUGAUAAGAUGGAUGCAUAUGGAAAGCAUGAAACUUUUGAGAAGUUUCGUCACUUUUCACUGAUUGGUCAACAAUGUGGAUCAUAUACAAAGCUCAAGGAACUACAUAGAGCAACACGCAUGCGAACUCUCUUACUAGUGCCAUAUGGUCGGGCAGGUGACAACUUAUUGGACAAUUUUCUUGCUGAAUUACUUCCUGAACUAAAGUUCCUAAGGGUGCUUAGCAUAACUAGGAAAAUCACUAAGGUACCAGAAUCCAUUGGUAGUCUCAAGCAUCUUCGGUACCUGAAUUUUUCUUAUGCUCCAAUCACAUGUUUACCUGAACAAGUGAGUCACCUUUAUAAUCUACAGACCUUGUUGCUUCGUGAUUGUUAUUACUUAUCUAGCUUGCCAGCAAGUUUUGUGAAGUUAAUAAACCUAAGACAUCUUGACAUUAGUGGUACCUUGAAACUCCAAAACAUGCCCUUAGGGAUCGGUGGGUUGACAAGUUUACAGACUCUAACUCAUGUCAAAAUUGAGGGACUUAACGGGUUCAAAAUAUCCGAGCUUAAAAACCUAUCAGAUCUUCAAGGCCGGCUUUCCAUCAUGGAGUUGAACAAAGUGAUUAAUCCAGUAGAAGCAAAGGAUGCCAACUUACAUCAAAAGAAAGGUCUUGAUGAUUUGCAUAUGGAGUGGAGUGAUGUAUUUGAUGAUUCUCGGGAUGAGAUGAUUGAAUAUGAAGUACUUGAAGGGCUAAGGCCUCAUCAUAACUUGGAAAACCUCAUGAUUUUGUACUACAUGGGACCACGAUUUCCUAGUUGGAUUGGUGAUCCUUCAUUCUAUCGUUUAACAGAGCUAAAAUUAUAUCGUUGUAAAAGUACACAUUUACCAACACUUGGACAGCUACCAUCCCUUGAGAGAUUGUUUGUUGAAGGGAUGGAUGAGGUGAAGACUUUGGGUUUUGAGUUUCUUGCACCUGAUGAUUCUUUCCUUGGGAUUGCAUUUCCAUCUCUUGAAGUUCUGAAGUUUUAUGGUAUGCCAGGGUGGGAGAGAUGGUCAACUAAUAAUGGUCAAGACAAUGGAAGUGGUAGAUGGUUUCCUCGUCUUCGUGAGAUCUCUAUAUCAUACUGUGGGAGACUAGAAGAAGUAUCAAUUGGAUUGAUACCAUCACUUCGGGUUUUAAAGAUAGAAGAAUGUUCCGCAGAGGUGCUAAGAAGCAUGGUUAAUUUGUCUUCAUCACUUGUUGCAUUGAGCCUUUCGAAUGUUGAAGGACUUACUCAACUACAUAGAGAAAUUUUAAUGCAGCUUCGGUCAGUUGAAACUCUCAACAUUGAAUAUUGUCAUGGACUUAGACACUUGUGGCCGGAGCAAGAAUGGAAGACAUGCAAGAUUUUUCCAUGUUUACAAACGUUGGAGGUAAGUCAUUGUAUAGAGUUGGUGUCAUUAGGAGAGAAAGAGAUGAUUAAUAUGGGGAGUAUGAGUAUCAUGGAAUCUAUUAAAGAAGUGAUGAUUGUUCGAAAUUUUGUAAUGGAGAGUUACACUUGUCCACGUAGUGUUGAGAGGUUACGACUCUUUCAAUGUAGUUCAAUGACAUCCUUCACCUUCUCAACAUGGCAGGAGCACCCCCACCCCACUCCAGAGAAAGGUUUUGGUUUUCUUCAAUUUUUUUGUCUCAGAUAUCUUCAGAUUGGUGAUUGCAAGAAUCUAAAGUCGUUUCCUCAUGAGCAUUUGCAAAAUCUCACAUCUUUGGAAGAACUGUUUAUGAAAGAUUGUCCAAGUUUGGAUUACUCAUUUCCUUGUGGGUUGUGGCCUCCUAAUUUAAGUACCCUAUCUAUAGGUCGACUAAAUAAACCCAUGUCAGAGUGGGGCCAUCAGAAUUUUCCAACCUCAUUGGUUAAACUAAACUUAUCUGGCCAAAAUUCAGGAGUGGUUUCAUUUGCAGUUGCACAAUAUAUGAGGAAUGCCGUUGCUCCAUCAUCUUUUCUUCUUCCACCAUCUUUAGUUUCUCUAGAACUUGAAGGUUUUAUGGAUGUAGAAUCACUAUCGGAGGUCUUACAACAGCUACCAUGUCUUAAACAUCUUCUUACUUCAUCAUGCCCGAAGCUUAAAGAUCUGCCUAGACAACUUCCGCCCCAUAAAGAUGUGAUAGUAAGAGAGGUAUGUAAUCUCCAUGCCUACCAUCACUAUCUCUUGCGAAAGUACUAA
This is a messenger RNA of Lactuca virosa, 3723 nucleotides long. Lineage: Eukaryota; Viridiplantae; Streptophyta; Magnoliopsida; Asterales; Asteraceae. The record is from the annotation of a GenBank genome assembly.